Molecule: messenger RNA, 5497 nt
Organism: Spea bombifrons (plains spadefoot toad)
Lineage: Eukaryota; Metazoa; Chordata; Amphibia; Anura; Pelobatidae
Gene: WDR33
Product: WD repeat domain 33
Exons: 21
Coding region: 22-4551 (1509 amino acids)
Cellular component (GO): mRNA cleavage and polyadenylation specificity factor complex
Molecular function (GO): protein binding
Source: RefSeq, a predicted model, not a curated record
CUCAUUUUGUCCGCCUUUAUCAUGGCAACCGAAAUUGGUUCUCCACCUCGGUUUUUCCACAUGCCACGGUUCCAGCAUCAGGCUCCCCGUCAGCUCUUCUACAAGCGCCCCGAUUAUGCGCAGCAACAGGCCAUGCAGCAGCUCACCUUCGAUGGGAAGCGCAUGCGCAAGGCUGUGAACCGCAAGACCAUAGACUACAACCCUUCGGUCAUCAAAUACCUCGAGAAUCGUGUGUGGCAGAGAGAUCAAAGGGAUAUGAGAGCCAUCCAGCCUGAUGGUGGCUAUUACAAUGAUCUGGUUCCUCCCAUUGGGAUGGUCAACAACCCACUCAAUGCUGUGACAACCAAGUUUGUGCGUACAUCUACCAACAAAGUGAAAUGCCCGGUGUUUGUAGUCAGAUGGACCCCUGAAGGCCGCCGCUUGGUAACUGGAGCAUCAAGUGGAGAAUUUACUUUGUGGAAUGGGCUCACUUUUAAUUUUGAAACUAUUUUACAGGCUCACGAUAGCCCAGUCCGUGCCAUGACAUGGUCACACAAUGACAUGUGGAUGCUGACUGCGGACCACAGCGGCUACGUGAAAUACUGGCAGUCCAACAUGAACAACGUCAAGAUGUUCCAGGCGCAUAAGGAGGCGAUUAGAGAAGCCAGUUUUUCUCCAACGGACAAUAAAUUUGCCACCUGCUCAGACGACGGCACAGUUAGGAUCUGGGAUUUUCUCCGUUGUCACGAAGAAAGAAUAUUAAGAGGGCAUGGUGCAGAUGUUAAAUGUGUUGAUUGGCAUCCUACCAAAGGACUUCUUGUUUCUGGAAGCAAGGACAGCCAACAGCCCAUUAAAUUCUGGGAUCCAAAAAAUGGGCAGAGUCUUGCAACAUUACAUGCUCAUAAGAACACAGUAAUGGAAGUGAAAUGGAACCUCAAUGGAAAUUGGCUGCUCACUGCUUCCCGAGACCAUCUCUGCAAGCUGUUUGACAUCCGCAACCUUCGUGAAGAGUUGCAAGUUUUCAGAGGCCACAAAAAAGAAGCCACAGCUGUUGCCUGGCAUCCAGUGCACGAGGGUCUCUUUGCCAGUGGGGGUUCUGAUGGCUCUCUUCUGUUCUGGCACGUCGGGGUAGAAAAGGAGGUAGGUGGCAUGGAGAUUGCUCAUGAGGGUAUGAUCUGGAGCCUUGCUUGGCAUCCACUGGGACAUAUACUGUGCUCAGGAUCUAACGAUCACACCAGCAAAUUCUGGACAAGAAAUCGCCCUGGAGAUAAAAUGCGUGACCGUUACAACUUGAAUCUACUGCCUGGCAUGUCAGAGGAUGGUGUAGAAUAUGAUGAUGUUGAACCCAACAAUCUAGCUGUUAUUCCUGGUAUGGGAAUCCCAGAACAGCUGAAAAUGGCAAUGGAACAGGAACAGAUGGGCAAGGAGGAAGCUAGUGCCGUGGAAAUGACCAUUCCUGGGCUGGACUGGGGAAUGGAGGAGGUGAUGCAGAAGGAUCAAAAGAAAGUACCCCAGAAAAAAGUUCCUUAUGCCAAACCUAUACCAGUGCAGUUCCAACAGGCCUGGAUGCAAAAUAAGGUACCUAUCGCACCAGCAGCAGAAGCUGUUCCCGAGCGAAAGGAAGAGGUUAAACAUGAUGAGAAGAAAAAGAACCAGGCUGAGAUUGAGCAGGAAAUGGCAGCUCUGCAAUACACAAAUCCCCAGUUGCUGGAGCAACUGAAGAUUGAAAGAAUAGCACAGAAGCAGGUGGAGUCUACAGGGCAGACUCAGGGGCUUGCUUCUCCUUUGGCAGGAGCACCCCAUGUGCCACCAGCCUUUCAAGGCACAGGACCUCAUUCUCAGCCACCCCAAGGAUUCCAGCAACCUCCUCCUACCCAGCAGAUGCCAAUGAAUAUGCCACAGGGCCCCCCGGGACAGUUCAGACCACAAGGGCCCCAGGGACCUGCAGGUCCGCAAGGUUUCAUGGGCCCAGGUCCACAAGGAAUAAGACCUCAAGAGAUGCAUCCUGGGAUGCCCAGACUUUCAGGUCCGCAUGGCCCAGUUGGUUCCCAAGGUCCUCCAGCUAAUCCUGGACCACAGGGUCACUUGGGACCUCAAGGGCCUGCAGGUCCAAGAGGUGUUCCGGGAGUGAGCCCUCACCAUGGAAUACAGGGACCACUUGGUCCACAAGGACCGCCUAUGGGAGUUACUCCAAGAGUUCAAAUGCCCCAUGGACUCAGAGACAAUCAAGGGCCUAAUCAGGGCAUGCUAAUGGGACAUCCAGCACAAGAUAUAAGAGGGCCCUCAGGCGCAAUGGUUGGACAUGGUCCUGAUAUACAUGCACCCAUGGAGAUACGAGGACCCUCAGACAUGCGUGGUGUCCCAGAUAUGAGGGGUCCUUCAGAUAUACGUGUACCACAAGAUAUGCGAGGUCUGCCAGAAAUGCGUGGGCCUCAAGACAUGAGGGGGCCCUUAGACAUGCGCGGCCCCCCUGACAUGCGUGGUCCCCUGGAUAUGCGAGGGCCCCCAGAUAUGCGCGGCCCUCAGGACAUGCGUGGUCAUCAUGAUAUAAGGGGUCCCCCGGACAUGCGUGGCCCUCAAGACAUGCGUGGUCCCCCGGACAUGCGUGGCCCUCAAGACAUGCGUGGGCCCCCGGAUAUGCGUGGCCCUCCAGAUAUGCGUGGUCAUCAUGAUAUGCGUGGCCCUCCAGACAUGCGUGGGCCCCAGGAUAUGAGGGGUCCUAUGGAUAUGCGUGGACCCCCUGACAUGCGCGGGCCUCCGGACAUGAGAGGGGGCCCUCAGGAUAUGAGGGGGCUUUCAGACAUGCGUGGACCCCCAGAUUUACGAGGCCCCCAUGACAUGCGUGGACCCCAUGAUAUGCGUGGACCCCCUGACAUGAGAGGACAACCAGAUAUGCGUAGUGCACAUGAUAUGAGAGGUCCCCCUGAAAUGCGUGGCCCCCAAGAUAUGAGGGUACCUCCUGAAAUGCGUGGGCCGCAGGAAAUGAGAAGACCUAAUGACAUGAGAAGUGGACAUGAAAUACGUGGUCCUCAAAAUAUGAGAAAUUCUCAAGAUGGGAGGGGCCCACCUGAUUUGCAUGUUUCUCAAGAUAUGAGGGCACCCCCAGAUCUGCGAGGUCCCCAAGAUAUGCAUCUUCCAGAAAUGAGGGGACAUCCUGACAUUGGCGGACCUCAUGAAUUAAGGGGGCAUCAGGAUGUAAGAGGAGCUCAAAACAGGGGGGGAUCAUCUCAAGAUAUUCGUGGACCACACGGAGCUCAAGGAAACCAGCCGGUACCUCACAGUCAGCAGAACCCAGCAAGAUUAUCUCAACCAACACAACAAAAAGCUGCAUUACUGGGUGAUGGGCCCAGGCCUUUUAACCAGGUUGGAAAAAGCCAGGGGCCUCCUCCUCUGCUCCCUGGUUUAGGGCAACAAGGCCCACAAGGACGUGCCCCACCACUCAACCAAGGUCAUCAAGGGCCCAGUCCCAACAAAGGUGAUAUACGGGGGCCCACAAACCAUCAGUUAGGCUCACAACCUGACCGUAGACGAGACCCAAGCCCAGAGCGUGGUCCGUACAGAGGUGGCCCAGAGUGGAAUGACUCCUGUGACAGUAGAGGACCCCCUGACAGGCGGGGUCCGCACACUGAUCCACACGAGCACCCUGAUGAUUACCACUCAGAUGAUCGAUAUGGUCCUCGGGCUCGAGAGUUUGAUGGAAGAGGUGGGGGUCCUCUACCACAUGACGAGAAAUGGAGGCGUGGGGGUCCUGGGCCUGCAUAUCCUUCCAAUCAUAGAGAUUUUCCAGAUCGAGACAGAGAAUCGAACCGCUGGGAGGGUAGAAGACACUCAGAGGAGAGAUACUCAAGAGACUCUGAGGAUUUGAGGUUUCGGGGACAGAGAGAUGAGAGUUUCCGUAGAGGUGGGCCCCAGAGACAUGAAGGACGGGGUUCACGAGGAAGAGACAGCUUUUCCAAUGCUGAUGAGUUUGCUCCAGAUGAUAUAUUUGAUCCAAAGGAUGAGCCUAUAAGAGGGCGAGAAGGGGGCAGAGGACGUGGACGUGCCUCGCACAGAGGUGGGGACAUUUGUGAAGCAAGAAAGGGGCUCCUUCCCACUCCAGAGCAGUUUUCUAGUUCUGACCGUGGACCAAACCACCAAUCCCGAGAUUCUGGGAGAGAAAUUGGAAUAGAACACUUUCAUGGCAGCCCUCGAAGGGAUAUCCCAACACCUGACAGUCACUCCCCAGCAAGCAGGGAACGUACGUCUUCAUUACAAGCAAUGGAUAUGGCUUCUCUUCCACCACGCAAGAGACCCUGGCAUGAUGGGCCAGGUACUCCAGACCCCAGGGAUAUAGAACCAUCAGGAGGGUUAUCUGAGGAAACUGGGAAAGGUCGUGAAAGCUCUGGCCACUCAAGAUCACAAAGACCAAGUCGCUCCAGCUCACUGGAGCAGGACGAGGGUUCAAGAGGAGGACGAGGGUCGGGAAGCUGGAGCCGAGGUGGCUCUGGAUCAAACAGCAGCAUGAACUCAAACCAGUCGUGGCGAGGAGGUCCGAGGACAAGUGGAAGCAGUGGAGGUGGAAGGAGCCGGUAGAAAACCCUGAAAAAGCUGUAACUCUCUCUUGUCCUCAAGUCCAUAUUGGACCAAAUGAACUUGGGCUUUUAGAGGGAUUCAGCAACAGUAUCAGUACUAAAGAAGGAGUCCUGCUUGUGGUUCUAACCUGUAUGACCCCCAGAGCACUGGAAGCAUCAAUCACCUUCACAAGACAAGAAUCCUUUAAUGAGAACAAACCAAACAAAACCAACAUUUUUGUUUCCCCCCCCUUUCUUUAGUUUAGUUUUUUUGCUGGUGUUACAGUGCAAACAUCCACACUUCCAAUCAUUCUGUGCACCAGUGGGGAGAUGCUUAAAACAAAAAUAUAUAUGAUCUUUCUAUUUGUACAGUUUGUCAGGAAUCGAGUUGUUUUUUUUGUAUGCAAUGCCGAAUGUAAGAAAUAACUAUGAAAAAGAAAGUCGCCUAGACCUUAUUUUACAUUCUGAAUAUGAAAGAUUCUGUUGUGUGUGUGUAUAUAGGAAAGGUUUCCUGGAUUUUAGGUCUGUAUAUUAUGUUUGCAGCCAGCACACCUGAUAUUAACAUACUGCAAAAAGAUGCAACAUGGAGUAUGAGUGCUUAUUUCAGUUCUGUUUUACCGACUCUUUUCAUUGUCUCCUGCCUGUUUAGAACUUGUUACUUUGACACAUAGACAGACUACAAACACCCAACUGACCUCUGUAUUUUGUAAACGGUGAGAAAUAUCAGAUAUUGGUUAAACAAAUAUUUAUAACCUUUGAAAGAUGACUAAUGAUACGUUCUUCAGUAAUUUUUUUAUGUGAUUGUAGUUCUGCCAUUGUCCAAAGAAACAGUUUUUAGCACUGUAUUUUGUACAUUAGCUAGAAGACAAGCAGUCUGAAACAUCUGCUGUAACCUAUUCAUGAAUCGUUGCAUGUUUGUAUGUUUACGUUAUACCUACCUUGCUUAAAGCCAUCAGUGUUUUUGAAAA